Molecule: messenger RNA, 1653 nt
Organism: Selaginella moellendorffii
Lineage: Eukaryota; Viridiplantae; Streptophyta; Lycopodiopsida; Selaginellales; Selaginellaceae
Product: pentatricopeptide repeat-containing protein At4g02750-like
Exons: 2
Coding region: 1-1653 (550 amino acids)
Biological process (GO): RNA modification
Molecular function (GO): RNA binding; protein binding
Source: RefSeq, a predicted model, not a curated record
AUGGGAGAACGAUCCCUUCUCGACGAAGAACGAGCUCUCCUCGCAGCUACUGUCAGAUCCGCGGGGAAUUCCAAAAGCUUGGCUCGAGGAAGAGAGAUCCACUGCCAGAUCCUCGCCUCCCCGCACGCCCACAGCAGAUUUCUCAGCAAUCUCCUCAUCGAGAUGUAUGGGAAAUGCGGCAGCGUCGAGGACGCCGAGGCCGUCUACGAGCGAAUUCGCGAGCCCAAUCUCUUCACCAACAACAUCCUGAUCGCGUGCUACGCCAGGAACGGGCAAUUCCACCGCGCGGAGUCUCUCUUCGAUCGGAUGCCCCAGAAAGAUUCCGUGUCGUGGACAGCGAUGAUCACGGCCUAUUCCAACGCAGCAAAGAUCGACCUCGCGAAAAAUCUCUUUGAUCGCAUCCCAGUCCCCAGCCCAGAGUCAUGGAACGCCCUCGCCUCAGCAUAUACUCAAAAUGGGCAAUUUGAUAGAGCGCUCGAUCUUCUCAACAAAAUGCCCAAUAAAGAUUUAGUGUCAUGGAAUUCUAUCAUAACAGAGAGGGGAGACCUCAAUCGUGCUAAAACUCUUUUCGAUUCAAUGCCCAAGAGCGAUGAUCUCACUGCCUGGAACUCAAUGCUCGCCGGCUAUGCCGCACGGGGCAAUCUCCAAGAAUCCAUCGCCCUAUUCCAGCGGAUGCCCGCGAAAGAUACCACCUCGUGGACCAAUCUUGUCCUUUCACACAUCAGUAGGGGUGAUCUCCGCGGCGCACAAACAACAUACCAGCAAAUGCCCCAAAAAUCCACACACUCAUCCACCACAAUCCUCACCGCUUUUGCCCAGCGCGGAGAUCUCACCUCCGCCGAAUACAUCUUCACCCACAUAACACCGCCGGACACGGCCGCCCGCAACGCGAUGCUCGCGGCAUAUUCGCUCAACGGUCACCUGGAAGAUGCCCGGCGAAUAUUCGACGCCAUGCCCGACCGGGACGCUAUCUCCUGGACCUCGCUCAUCUCCGCCUACGCGGCGCGCUCGGAGGCGCUGGUGCUCUUCGCGAGGAUGGAUCUGGAGGGCGCCGCGAUCGAUCGAGUCGCGCUCGUUGCCAUCGCCGACGCCUGCGCGGACCUCUCACGGGGGAGGAUGAUCCACUCGGAGAUCCGUGCCAUGGGCUUCCACCGCGACCGCCGGGUGGGCACCGCGCUGAUCACGAUGUACUCUCGGUCCGGCAGCUUGGAGGAGGCGGCGUUGAUCUUCGAGGAUUUGCCCGAGAGAGACGCCCAGUGCUGGAACUCGAUGAUGGCGGCGUAUGCCCAGCUCGGGCAUAUCAUCCAGGCCGUCCGUCUCGCCCAACUCAUGUGCCUCGACGGUGUGAGAUGGGACGGAGUGACGCUGCUGUGCCUCCUCUCGAGCUGCAGCCAUGGAGGAGCCUUCCAGAUCGGGUACGAGCUCUUCCGCUCGGCAAGCACGGAUUUUUCCGUCGCGAGGGGCGCGGAUCACUACGGCUGCAUGGUCGAUCUCCUGGGACGAGCCGGAUGGAUGGAGCAAGCCCAGGAGCUGCUGGACUCGAUGCCUUUCGUGCCAGAUCUCGCGGCCUGGACGAGCUUCAUAACUUCCGGAGUAACACAUCACGGCACCAAAGUUUCCAGAUCUGGCCAAGCCAUUGUUUCGCAAAGCUGA